Messenger RNA from Drosophila ananassae, 2894 nucleotides. RefSeq names its product segmentation protein Runt (gene run). Gene Ontology annotation, molecular function: DNA-binding transcription factor activity, RNA polymerase II-specific; RNA polymerase II cis-regulatory region sequence-specific DNA binding; ATP binding. Lineage: Eukaryota; Metazoa; Arthropoda; Insecta; Diptera; Drosophilidae. Gene Ontology annotation, cellular component: nucleus. Gene Ontology annotation, biological process: regulation of DNA-templated transcription. The record is from RefSeq and is a predicted model, not a curated record. The coding region runs from base 390 to 2048 and encodes 552 amino acids. The transcript has 2 exons.
CAGCGCUGUCGGCGGCGCAUUCCACUUUAAAUACUGCCAACGAUCGCAGCAGAGAAUCAGUUCACUCAGCGACUUUAGCGUGUCGAGAACGCAGAAAGCCACAACAACUCUCUCUCACAUCCAUUCACAUUUAAUAUUUUUGUCCCCCAAAAAACGAGAAUCUCUCCACUACCAAAGUGAAGGCGCGAACGUUUUUUUUUUUUUUGGCCAACAACAACAACAACAAAAUAUAUAUCACAAAAAUAUAUAUAUUUCGAAAAUCAUAAGAAAUUUUUUCCAAGUGUAUAAAGUGAAGUGAACAACAACUGCAACAACACCAUUACAAGGAUUACCAUUCGGAUAAAACACUAAGACAAAAAAAAACCAAAUAGAAAUAUAAAUUAGAGAAAAUGCAUCUGCCAGCGGGUCCCACCAUGGUGGCCAAUACCACCACUACCACCUCAUCGCACACACAGGUCCUGCAGGCUGCUGCCGCAGCGGCCGCAGCAGCGGCAGCCAUUUCCGGCGCCUCAUCGGCAGGAUCCUCGGCCGCCAACAAUCAGGCCAAUACCAGCACACACUCCGCCAGCAGUACGGGCAGUUCGACUCCGGAUCUGAAUACCGCCAAUAUCAGUACCAGCACCACAUCCUCCUCCUCCACCGCCUCAUCCGCCAACAACAACAGUAGUAGUAAUACUAACUCGGCCAAGAUGCCAUCCUCGAUGACGGACAUGUUCGCCAGUUUGCACGAAAUGCUCCAGGAAUACCAUGGAGAACUGGCCCAGACCGGCUCACCGUCGAUCCUGUGCAGCGCCCUGCCCAAUCACUGGCGCUCCAACAAGUCCCUGCCGGGCGCCUUCAAGGUGAUCGCCCUGGACGAUGUCCCGGACGGCACUCUGGUGUCGAUCAAGUGCGGCAACGAUGAGAACUACUGCGGGGAGCUGAGGAACUGCACCACCACGAUGAAGAACCAGGUGGCCAAGUUCAAUGAUCUUCGGUUUGUGGGCCGGUCGGGACGCGGCAAGUCCUUCACACUGACCAUCACGAUCGCCACGUAUCCUGUCCAGAUCGCCAGCUACAGUAAGGCCAUCAAGGUGACGGUCGACGGGCCGCGGGAGCCAAGAAGUAAGCAAAGCUAUGGCUACCCCCAUCCCGGCGCCUUCAACCCCUUCAUGCUGAACCCCGCCUGGCUGGACGCCGCCUACAUGACCUACGGAUAUGCGGACUACUUCCGCCACCAGGCCGCGGCCCAGGCGGCCCAGGUCCACCAUCCCGCCCUCGCCAAGGCGGCCGCCGCCCAGGUCUCCCCCGUUUCCGCCGGCUCCAACAGCAUCCCGACUGCCGCCUCAGUCGGAGCAGGAGCACCAGGAGCAGGCAAUGUGGCGCCACCACCCACUGGGGGCGAUUACCAUUCCGGCGGUGCUCCCGGACAGCCGGCGGCCAUGAUGCCCUCGCCGCCCGGUGCUGCUCCCGCCGCUGCCUAUGCCAUGCCCCAGUUCCCGUUCAAUCAUGUGGCCGCCGCCGCCGCUGCUGCCGCCCACCAGCAUCCCAAGGCCACGCCCCACGCCUUCCAUCCGUACAACUUCGCCACCGCCGCUGCCGUCGGUCUGCGGGCCAGGAACGCCGCCCUCCACCACCAGUCGGAGGCCGGCGUUGUGGCGCCACUGAAUCACGUGAGUCCCGCCUCCUCCCGCCCCUCGAGCUCCUCGCCCACCCAGCAGCACGUCCUGCUGAAGCUGAACACCUCGAUCGAGACCAGUUCGAUCCACGAGCAGUCCGCCUCGGACGCCGACUCCGACGACGAGCAGAUCGACGUGGUCAAGUCGGAGUACGAUCUGGACAAGAGCAUCGACUCGACGCGCAGCUCCCCGCCGGUGGCCCACCACCAUCUCGGUCCGCUGCGGAUGCGCUGCGACCUGAAGGCGCCCUCGGCGAUGAAGCCCCUCUACCACGAGCCAUCGGUGGUGGCCGUCAAUCCCCGCCAGGCCUCGCCGGAGACCACCAUCCCGGCAGCCACCAAGCUCAAGUCGGCGUCCGUCCAACAGAAGACGGUAUGGAGGCCCUACUAAAGGGCAAGGGGGGGAGCUAUUCAAAAAGGGGUUAUCUGGAAAGGACCCAUAAAAGUGAUACGACGGGCAGAGCGCAGAGCGGCAAGAUGGAAAUUAUGGAUUGAAAAGAUAUUGUGAUAUAGUGUUUUAAGAAACAACCACGCCUCCGGCCGGCAAACGGAGUGGCAGGACGAAUCAUCCGCGAGAAAGUUCACCAAAAAACAAAAAAUACUAAAAAAGAGGGGAAAAAAUACUAGAAUAACCAAAAAUUAGACGAAGCUUCGAAGGACUUCGAAUUCUGGCGAAGUUUUAUGCUCGAUUCAUAAAAUCGUGCAAUGAGUUCGAUGGCCAUCCAAACUUUCGAAAAGAUUUUCGAAAAAUUCUCAAAAAUCUUCAAGAACCUAACCACAAAAAAAAACUCAUAAGAAAAGAAAGAAAAGUAAAAAGAAAAAAAAAAUUAUUAGUUCAAUACCGAGACACCCACACUCUUGUACAGUUAGUCGUAUAACACUUUCCAAUUUUUUUUUUUUUUUUCAAACUAUAUAUUAUAGAUAUAUAUAUAUAUUUUUUUUGGUAUUUGAUAAUAUGCGAAUUUAGAUAUUGGUAAUUUUUAAGUUUAACUAGUCGUCUAAGCGAAGAAAUCAAUUUUUUUGUCUAGCCCGUAAGUUUUAGCGUGAAAAGAAAAAAAAAAACAAAACUUAACACAAAAAACGAAUUUGACCCAAAACCAAAAAUAAAAAACAAAAAUCACACACAAAAAUUAUUUACAAAAAAAAUCAUACAGUUUGUUUUUAUUCAAGGACUUUUCAGGUUCAGCUAUUUUAUUUCAGGACUAUUUUUCCCAGGACUUUCAAAAGGAAAGUUUUG